Messenger RNA from Saccoglossus kowalevskii, 1115 nucleotides. RefSeq names its product calcium and integrin-binding family member 2-like. The record is from RefSeq and is a predicted model, not a curated record. Gene Ontology annotation, molecular function: calcium ion binding; magnesium ion binding. Gene Ontology annotation, biological process: calcium ion homeostasis. NCBI's taxonomy places the organism in Eukaryota, Metazoa, Hemichordata, Enteropneusta, Harrimaniidae.
UUCAUACCAACCACAUCAGUUUUAUUAUGCUCGGGUACGAUAUUUGGUUCUUCCGUCUCUCUUCCGGCGGUAAACCGGUUUAAUUGACUGAAAUUCCGGAAUAACCAUGGGAAACAAGGAAUCGGUUUUCACGCAAGAACAGCUGGACAUUUAUCAGGACUGUACAUAUUUUACCCGAAAAGAAAUUCUGAGGUUGUUCAAGCGUUUCCAUUGCUUGAAUCCUGAAGUGGUGCCUAAAGAUAUGAAAAAUGAAGAAGAUUCUUUCAAGGUUCCAUACGAGGACAUUGUCAGGAUGCCUGAACUACAGGAAAAUCCAUUCAAGAGGAGAAUUUGUGAAGUAUUCUCUGAGUGUGGAGAUGGGAGUCUAUCAUUUGAUGAUUUUCUAGAUAUGAUGUCAAUGUUUAGUGAAUCAGCACCCAGUGAUCUCAAGGCUUAUUAUGCAUUUCUUAUUUAUGAUUUUGACAAUGACAAAUAUCUUGGACCAUACGACUUGGAGCAGACAUUAAAAUGCAUUUGUAGGGAUGAAUUGAAACAAGAAGAGAUAAAUGUCAUAGUCAAACAGGUUUUAAUAGAAGCGGAUGUAGAUCAGGAUGGUAAAUUAUCGUAUAUUGAGUUUGAACACGUCAUAUCACGGGCACCUGAUUUCCUCAGUAUGUUCCAUAUAAGGCUGUGAUGAUAUGGCUGCAACCAAUUCCUACUGGAGAGUAGAAACAUCGAACAGAUAAUCAGCACACAUACUGGUACAACGUGAUAUUAACCUGGUGGAAAUUGACUUGAAUGAUAGUCACACCAUGGAAAUAUAUACAGUAUGUGUGCAUGUGAAAUGGUGACUGUAACCAGAAGAUUUGGUAACACCAUGUCAAAAAGAAGCAAUAAGCUGGCUGUACCAAUUAAAUUCGCAACAGUCUUUAAUAUUAACGAGAUAUGCAUUCUCAGCCACAUGUUCAGUGCCUUUAAUCGAAGUUGACUGGAUCAGAAUAAUUCAACUGUGAUUGUGAUGUUUUUCUGACACAUAUGCUGUUACUUAUACUUACAUGAAGAAUAUAAUUUGAUGCAAUAAUAUUGAUAAAAUGACUAUGCUUGGUGCAUAAAAGAAAAACAAUAUAUUCUCAAAA